Molecule: messenger RNA, 1926 nt
Organism: Dichotomopilus funicola
Lineage: Eukaryota; Fungi; Ascomycota; Sordariomycetes; Sordariales; Chaetomiaceae
Exons: 5
Source: RefSeq, a predicted model, not a curated record
CUUUUCCCCUUCCCUUCGUUCCCGGACGGCAAGCCGUCCUCACCUUUUCCCUCCUCCCCGUCCGCCUCUUCGAGCGGUUUCUCGACCCUCCCAGAGGUAUCGAGCGAGUUCGCCGACGAGGCAAAAAUGGACCAGACCAACGCCUGGUUCCUGGGCCACCACCACACCCAGGUGGUGGCCAACAUGCACAAUAAGUUCCAGGAUAUCCUGGACUACGCCAAGACGAAGAAUCGCAAGAUUCUUCACAUUGACUGGAUCGCUGGAAACCCCAACGAUCCGGCCAAGUUGGCUGAUGCUGCUGCCGCCUGGAGCGGCAUGACCGAAGAGGAGCGCCGGCUCCGUGAGACCGUGGCCAGAAUGGUCAUGAAGCACACCCAUGGCACGGAGAAGUGGGAUGAGACCCUCACCUGGAACAAGACCAUGUUCUUCGGUGACUGGCUGAACGACGACCGCGGGUUCCGCCAGUACUUCAUGGAGGUCCAGAUCAAGCGGAUCUCGGGAGACGACCCGACCCUUCUCGAGCAGUGCGGCAUCAGCAGCAACUACGUCUGGCUGCCCAUGCACGACGAGCACGCCCCAGCUAUCACCGCCCUCGUCUGCCCGCCUGCCAACCCCCGCCCUCCCGUCCUGGUUGCCCCUGGUGCUCCCAUCAUCCCGCACCGUCAACUCCCCGACCCGACCCAAAUUGCUCGUGCUGGUGGCCCCAGUCGCCAGCAGGUCAUUCCCCCGCCUGUCUCGGACCGUGCCACCACGCCCCAGCCGGGCUCGCCUCCCGUUUCUCCUCCGGCUUCGCCGCCGACUUCCUCUUCAUCGUCUUCUUCGGGUUCUUCGUCGGAUACCCAGCCCACUACCCAAGACAAGGGCAAAGGCAAAGCUCCCCGCAUCACGGCCGCCGAGUUCGCCCAGUCCCUCAAGAAGCGCACUCCACUCCCCAGCCUCAGCAACUUUGCCCAGCGCGUGGCCAACUGGGACAUGUCGUCCUCUUCAUCGUCUUCUGCUGUUGCCGGUCCCAGCAACCCUCCUUCGGGCACUUUUCGCCCGCCCAUUGCUCCUCCCCCGGGUAUCCCCCGCAGCCGUCCUCUUCCCCUGACCGCUGCCGAUGCCGCUGCUGCGGCUGCCCGAGCCGCUCCCGCGACCAGCAGCCUAUCCGCCGACACCAAUUCCGAAACCAGCGAGGACCCCUACCACAACGACCAAACCCACCUAACCUACACGACCCGCCCGGUCAACUCCUUCGACGCGGUAAUCCCCGCGCACCACGUGCCGGCCCAAAGCGCCGCCGACAUGUCGCGCCACCGCGAAGAAUACGACCGCGCGGCCUACGCCAAGCGUCUCGAACUCGACCGCAUCUUCACUUUCCUCCGCGAGCCUACCUUCGCAGCCCGCAUGUCCAAAUCCUACAUCUACGCCGUGCGCGUCGUCGCCUUUCCCGACCGCGGCGGUAGUAUCAAUAACUUCACGGGUCCGUCUGUGGACGCUCGUCAGGGAAGUAUCAUGGCCUUGGGUGGCUGGGUGGUGCCGCCGAUGGAGGAGCGGAUCAAGUACCGCGAGGAGAAUCCGGGUGCGUACCCGGCUCAUAAGGCGGCGCCGCCGGGGACAUAUGCGGGCCCGCCGAAGCCGCAGGUGCAGAAUGCCAUGCCGGCGCAGCUUGACUGGUCGGCGGGGUUGGAGCCGCGGUAUUUUGGGCCGGUGGCGCCGGUUUGGAAGGAGGUGUGUGAGCCGUCGUUGGAGGAUAUUUAUUGGAUGGUGUGGCAGCUGUUGGCGGGGAAGCAGUUCCUUGGAUUCCAGCCUGGUGUUGGGUUUGGCAAGUCGCGGUUGAGGGCCUCGGGGGAUUUGGAGCUGUUGCAUCAGUGCCCGUUUACCAGCCCGUCCGAGGAGUCUCAGUACCAGGCGGCUUCUUAUCCGCGUGGUAAGGAGACCAAGUAA